GCGCGCGGCUCGUUCUCGCGAGAGCUCGGCUCCCUCCGCGGACUGUGAGGCGGCGGCUGCAGGCUCAACAUGGACGCUCUCGGAGACUACGUGUGGCCCCGUGCCACCUCGGAGCUCAUGCUCCUCCCGGUCACGGGUCUGGAGUGUGUGAGGGACCGGCUGUUGGCGGGUGAGGGGCCCGACAUGCUGGUGUACAGCCUGGACCUUGGCGGGCACCUGCAGAUGAUGAAGCGUGUGCAGAACCUGCUUGGCCAUUAUCUUAUCCACGGCUUUCGGGUACGGCCAGAGCCCAAUGGAGACAUUGAUUCGGAGGCCAUGGUGGCUGUGUUUGGGAGCAAAGGCCUCCGCAUUGUCAAAGUCGGCUGGGGAGAGAGCCGCUUCCGGGAGCUAUGGCGCUCUGGCCUGUGGAACAUGUCCGACUGGAUCUGGGAUGUACGCUGGCUCGAGGGCAACGUGGCCUUGGCCCUGGGGCACAAUUCGGUGGUGCUCUACGACCCCAUCAUAGGGUGCCUCCUGCAGGAGGUGCCCUGCACCGACAGGUGCACGCUCUCCUCAGCCUGCCUCAUCGGGGACACGUGGAAGGAACUGGCUGUUGUGGCAGGUGCUGUUUCCAACCAGCUGCUGGUCUGGUACCCAGCAGUUGCUCUGACAGAUGACAAACCCGUGGCACCUGACCGACGAGUCAGCGGGCAUGUGGGUGUCAUCUUCAGCAUGUCGUACCUGGAAAGUAAGGGCUUGCUGGCUACGGCUUCCGAAGACCGCAGCGUCCGGAUCUGGAAGGUGGGCGACCUGCGGGUGCCUGGGGGUCGGGUGCAGAGCGUUGGGCACUGCUUUGGGCACAGCGCCCGGGUGUGGCAGGUCAAGCUGCUGGAGAACUACCUGGUCAGUGCGGGGGAGGACUGUGUGUGCCUGGUGUGGAGCCACGAAGGGGAGCUCCUGCAGGCCUUCCGGGGCCACCAAGGUCGUGGGGUCCGGGCCAUCGCUGCCCACGAGAGGCAGGCCUGGGUGGUCACGGGGGGAGAUGACUCCGGCAUUCGGCUCUGGCACCUGCUAGGACGUGGGGACCCCAGCUUGGGGGUCUCAGCUCUGGGUUUCAAGUCCCAAAGUAGGCCAGGUACCCUUAAGGCUGUGACACUGGCUGGCUCUUGGCGGCUGCUGGCGGUGACAGACACAGGCUCCCUGUACCUCUAUGACGUCGAGGUCAAGUGCUGGGAGCAGCUGCUGGAGGAUGAGCGCUUCCAGUCCUACUGCCUGCUGGAAGCGGCCCCCGGGCCUGAGGGCUUCGGACUCUGUGCCAUGGCCAAUGGCGAGGGACGCGUCAAAGUGGUCCCCAUCAACACACCCACUGCCGCUGUGGACCAGGUCUUGUUCCCUGGCAAGGUACACAGCCUGAGCUGGGCCCUGCGCGGCUACGAGGAGCUCCUGCUGCUGGCGUCGGGCCCGGGGGGAGAAGUAGCCUGCUUGGAAAUAGCCGCUGCACCCUCUGGCAAGGCCAUCUUUGUCAAGGAGCGGUGCCGGUACCUGUUACCCCCGAGCAAGCAGAGGUGGCAUACGUGCAGUGCCUUCCUGCCCCCUGGGGACUUCGUGGUGUGCGGGGACCGCCGGGGCUCCGUGCUGCUCUUCCCUGCCAGGCCAGGUCCGCUCAAGGAGCCUGUGGAUGGGAGCAAGGCUGGGGCUGAGGCUGGGGCCCCUGCGACUGGGGGUGGUGCGGACGGGAGCAAGAAGGACGUGGCUGGUUGGGGCCCUGUGUCGACGCUGCAUUCCCUACAUGGGAAGCAGGGCGUGACCUCGGUCACCUGCCAUGGUGGCUACGUGUACACCACAGGGCGCGAUGGCGCCUACUACCAGCUCCUGGUGCAGGACGGGCAGCUCCAACCAAUCCUAAGGCAGAAGUGCUGUCGCGGCAUGAACUGGGUAGCUGGGCUGCGCAUGGUGCCUGAUGGCAGCAUGGUCGUCUUGGGUUUCCAUGCCAACGAAUUUGUGGUGUGGAGCCCCAGGUCACAUGAGAAGCUGCACGUUGUCACCUGUGGUGGGGGCCACCGCUCCUGGGCCUUCUCUGAUACUGAGGCAGCCAUGGCCUUCGCUUACCUCAAGGAUGGAGACGUGAUGCUGUACCGGGCUCUGGGCGGCUGCACGCGGCCCCACGUGGUCCUCCGAGAGGGUCUCCACGGCCGGGAGGUCACCUGUGUCAAGCGUGUGGGCGCCAUUGCCCUGGGGCCGGAAUUUGAGGUGCCCAGCUUCAUGCAGCCUGACCUCCUGGAGCCGGGCAGUGAAGGGCCUGGCCUGAUUGACAUUGUCAUUACGUGCAGCGAGGACACCACCGUGUGUGUCCUGGCACUGCCCACUGCCACAGGCUCAGCCCACGCACUCACAUCUGUGUGUAACCACAUCUCCUCCGUGCGCGCUUUGGCCGUGUGGGAUGUGGGCACUCCAGGGGGCCCCAAGGACCCUCGGCCAGGUCUGACAGCCCGCGUGGUGUCUGCUGGUGGCCGAGCCGAGAUAAACUGCUUCAGCAUCCUGGUCACUCCGGACCCUAGUACCCCGAGUGGCCUCGCCUGCCACGUCAUGCACCUUUCAUCUCACCGGCUAGACGAGUACUGGGACCGGCUGCGUCAUCGGCAUCGGAUGGUCAAAAUGGACCCGGAGACCAGGUAUAUGUCCCUGGCUGUGUGUGAACUGAAUCGGCCUAGCCUGGGCCCCCUUGUGGCUGCAGCCUGCAGUGACGGGGCUGUGAGGCUCUUUCUCCUGCAGGACUGCGGGCGGGUUCUGCAGCUCCUGGCAGAGACCUUCCACCAUGAGCGCUGUGUCCUCAAGGUGCACUCCUUUACUCAUGAAGUGCCUGGCCAGCCACGGAGGCUGUUCCUGUGCAGUGCGGCCACUGACGGCAGCCUAGCCUUCUGGGACCUCAGCACAGUGCUGGACCCUGGUUCCACUGUCCUGCAGCCCCCAUCGGAGCCCGGCACGCCCCACCGGCUGGGUGCCCCCUGCCUGACCAUCCAGGCCCACAGCUGUGGUGUCAACAGCCUGGACACCUUGGCCACAAGGGAGGGCCACCACUUUGUGGCUAGUGGCAGUGAAGACGGCUCCCUGCACAUCUGCGUGCUUGCUAUGGAGAUGCCAGAGCCGGAGGAGGCUGCGGGUGCUGCCGACGCAGUGCCCCAGCUGCGUGUGCUCGAAGAGUUCUCUGUCCCCUGUGCACACGCUGCCCACGUGACAGGCCUCAAGCUCCUAAGCCCCAGCCUCAUGGUCUCAGCCUCCAUUGACCAGCGGCUGACCUUCUGGCGCCUGGGGCACGGUGAGCCCACCUUCCUGAACAGCACCGUGUACCAUGUGCCAGAUGUGGCCGACAUGGACUGCUGGCCUGUGAGCCCCGAGUUUGGCCACCGCUGUGCCCUCGGGGGCCAGGGCCUGGAGGUGUACAACUGGUAUGACUAAAGUGGCCUGCAGCGCCGGCAAGUCCCUGAGCAGAGCAGGAGUGAACAUUCCAGUGAACAUUUGUAGAUCUCCUCAGCCUCAGAUGUGGCUCAGUGGAGGAAGGCCCAGCAGGGCCAGGCCGGCAUGCAGCACCUCGCGCACGGCCCGCAGCAGCUGCAGGCGGGCGAACAUCUGACCAAAGAGAUGGGGCCGCGGUUCCUGUGGGAGAAGGGGGCUGCUGGUCCUGCCUCUGUUCCCAGGCCAUCCCCUGCCCCACCUCUCGCCACCCCUGCUGUCCCCCCAGCUGUGCACUCACCCCUAGCACGUGUACCCUGUUGUAGUAGGAGCUGAAGUCCAUGCUGAGCUGCACCAGGAACUUGCACACCUGGACAGAGAGACAGUGUCACCAGCCUGCCCUAUGCUUACAUCCCUGCCCAGAAUAAAGAGUACUGUGUGUGUGCCAC
This is a messenger RNA of Ochotona curzoniae (black-lipped pika), 3878 nucleotides long. RefSeq names its product WD repeat domain 6 (gene WDR6). Bases 70 to 3435 code for a protein of 1121 amino acids. The record is from RefSeq and is a predicted model, not a curated record. Gene Ontology annotation, biological process: tRNA methylation. Gene Ontology annotation, molecular function: protein binding. The transcript is spliced from 7 exons. NCBI's taxonomy places the organism in Eukaryota, Metazoa, Chordata, Mammalia, Lagomorpha, Ochotonidae. Gene Ontology annotation, cellular component: cytoplasm.